Messenger RNA from Uranotaenia lowii, 4803 nucleotides. RefSeq names its product protein RRP5 homolog (gene Rrp5). Bases 176 to 4720 code for a protein of 1514 amino acids. Gene Ontology annotation, biological process: rRNA processing. Gene Ontology annotation, cellular component: nucleolus; small-subunit processome. The record is from RefSeq and is a predicted model, not a curated record. The transcript has 6 exons. Lineage: Eukaryota; Metazoa; Arthropoda; Insecta; Diptera; Culicidae. Gene Ontology annotation, molecular function: protein binding; RNA binding.
GCGGGGCUGUCAAAAUAAAAUUUUAAGCACUGUUUUUCACACGUGCUAGCUGUUUAUCGACAGUUUUACUGGAAAAGCUUUUAAAUUUUAUCUUUCCUCGAGAGUGAAAUAAAACCAGAAUUUAUAAUUUGUUAAACACCAAGUUUUAUUUAAAUAUUUUGUUCGAUAUCAAAGAAUGGUUUACAUAGAACCCUCAUUCCCACGCGGUCGUAAAGCAGAAGAUCAUCUAGAGCAACAGCCGAAGAAAAAGUCCAAGAAAAACAAAGCGGAAUAUGGAGCCUCAACCGCCAAUGACGAGAAACAGCAAAAACCGCGACAACGGGAACGCCAACAGGCUCGUUUGGCGCAAAUGGAAGACAACAAGGAGCAAAUUGAGCAAAGCGUUAAUGCUUCUCCGUUAACUUUCCGAACGGCUCAAGAAGGUAUGCUAGUUCUGGGAUGCAUUUAUCGAGUCAACAAAAUGGAACUGGUCGUAUCGCUUCCUGGGCGACUGUUUGGAACCGUUAACAUAACUGCCAUUUCGGCAGCCUACUCUGAGCGCCUACAAGGGAUGUUGCAAAACAAGGAAAUAAUGGAUGAAAAAAGUUGUCCCUCAUUACAAGAACUUUAUGAGCCCGGAGAUUUGAUUUAUGUUAAAAUUAAAGCCAAACAAACAGACCUUAAACGAUUCGUGUUGACUUUGGAUCCCUCGGAAUUGCAUAGCGAAUUCAAUCCACAAAGCUUAGUGGUGGGUUUGGUGUUAUGUGCCACUAUACAGGAAGAAGAAGAUCAUGGGUACCAAAUGGAUGUUGGGAUAAAAAAUGUUAGGGCAUUUCUGCCGACCGAGAAUAUUCAGAAUAACAGAAUCGAUGUCGGGGCAAACUUGUUUUGUUCAAUUGUCAAGAUAACACAUGCUAAAGGAUCUGCCGUAGUAGUAUUGAAGGCUUUCAAACCAGGUGAAGCUAGGAAACUGGAAAUUGGGGAAGUAAACUUGGACGCAGUUGUUCCUGGAUGCGUGAUUCCAUUUACAAUCAGUUCUCUACUUCCCAAUGGACUACAGGGCACCCUUUUCGAUGAUACUGUUCCGGCUUUCGUUAACGAAAAUAUGCUAGAAAAACCUUUGUCCAAAACAAAUAACUAUGAACUUUUCAAAAGAUUGCAAGCAAAAGUUCUUUAUAUUAUGCCUAUGACCAAGCAUGUAUUCCUCACACUGGCCGGAUUUGAUAAUAACAAAGUAUCAACUACUGAACCCAUAGCUUUUGGUACCGUUAUUGAAGACGCCAAAGUUUUAAACAAGGCCAGUUCUGGCGUGUGGUUCCAGAUAGGUAAAAAGCACAAAGCUUUGUUACCAAGCUACAUUUUGAAGAGUCAGUUUAAGGAAAAUUACGACGAACAGAUUGUGAUGGCUAAAUAUACGGUUGGAUCAACACAUAAAGUACGGAUUAUACGAUAUGAAGUUUUUGAUAGAACUUUAAUUGUCACGGAUGACGAGAAAAUCAUUACCAGCAAAUUCUACUCUCAGAAUGACUUGAAAGUUGGAGACAUGUACGAGUGUCGAGUAACCAAAGUGUUGGACAAUAAACGUGGCUAUCUGGUAUCGCUGGAUAAUAUAAAGGGAUCCUUAUCAUCGCAUAAUUUUGCUCCCACAAAGCCGUACCAGGUAAAUCAGACAAUUAAACUUCGUUUGAUUGCAUUUGAAACCGAGAAGCAAACGGCUCAAUUUACCAAUCACAAGGAAUUCCUCAAGAAAUCCGCUAGUCUAGUCACGGAGAGAGAAAACCUUCAACCAGGACAGAAAGCUCUUGGCAUCGUCAUAAACGAAAGUGAAAAGUAUUUCAUCAUAGUUUUCUGCAAUAAGAUAAAGGCAAUCCUUUUCAAGUACAUUCGAACGGUUCCGCAAGAUCAAGACAAAAUAGCAACCCUCAAGCCGGGUAUGGCUUGUGUUUUCACUGUUCACGAGGUAUCUGAGAAUGGUUCCAAAAUAAGCCUAGCGCUUCCUUUAACUGAUAACUUUAAACAAGGUAAUCGAAUUACAACCGGAACUAUCACCGGCAUCUUUGCCACCGGUGCUGAUAUACAUCUGGUUAAAGAAAAUGAAACUGGUGUUAUACCUCCUGAGCUAUACUCUGAUUUUCCCGAGCAUAAUUCCAUCUUCCAGAAUGUUCUGAGAGAAAAACAAAACCUACGUGUUGUAAAAGUAAAGGAAAACGUCUACAGCUUUCGGGAUGUGGAAUAUUUCCGAACUAAAAGCAACGAGCUAAAGGACGUACGUCUGGGACAAAUUUUGAGGGCCUACAAUGAGGAUUCCAUGGGAACGAUACAACAAACCAAGGCACAUUUUCGACUCGCCCUCAAGGACUAUCCUCAAAAGAUCACCUUCAAGGCAAGCGAUUUCUCGAGUGACAAUAAACGGUUCACUCUGCACGAGAGUCAAGUGGUUCUGGUCAAGGUGAUAAGACGAAUCCAGAAUCCAAAGGGCGAUUACCUAGUCGUGUCCCCGAAGUUGACGGAUGUUUGCUCCAAUGGUGUAGAAGAUCCUUUGCGUUACACACAAGCCUAUCUUAUCAACAUAAAGGAGCUACUGAGUAGAUUUAAAGCUAUUGGAAAGCCAUUUGCCGAGUAUUCGUUGGCCCAGAGGGUGACUUGCGUGGUGGAAAGUUUCAUCGACGACAGUGAAAAAAUGGUUGUUAAACUCGGCAAUGAACAAUCUUCUGUAAAAGGAAUCGCAACGAAGGAUCCUAAGCAUGAAGGAGAGUACACGAAAGGUGCUGAGUUGGAUGCAUGUGUCGUUUGGGUGGAUGUUGAAAAGCAACUUGUUCAUGUCUGCAUUGUCAAGAAGCACUUGAACCAUAUUACGGAUGUGUCCAAGCUGACAGAUGAAGAUGUCGCCGGUUUCAUGAACGUUGACGAAAAAUACAAAUUUGUCACAUUAUUCUCCAACAACUAUGUGGCCGUGGGUUGUUUGAAAAAAACCAAUAGCCCGCUGGUGAUACUGCCUGUGAAAAGUCAUUACAAUGAUUUCGAUCCGAUAGCUGUAGAAGAAAUUUCCGAAAUUGUGAUCCUUCGAACAUACGACGGUGUAUUGCAGGGGUUAGCUGAACAAACAUAUGAAAGAUACAAAGAUUUGAGGGCUUCACUGAAAGCUGAAAAGGAGCCAACGAAAAAAAAUUGCUGGUUACCCGAUGAUUUCGUAGAACCUGGGGAAGUAGACAGCAAAGAAGAGUUUUCAGGUGAUUCUGGUAUAGACAAAGACGACGUAGUUGGAACACAGAAAGAUUCCACUGUGAAAAUAAGCGAUUCGAAAAAACAGAAGGCAACCAAGUCUAAAAGAAAAAAUAUUGCAUUACCGACAAAGGGCAUUGCUUCUGCAGCGAAGGCACUCAAGAAGAAAAAUCGCAAAAAAAAGUCAAUGGUUAAAAAAUUGAAACAACGUGAUCCAUUCGUGAUUAGUCAAUUAGAUGGUACGGAUGAUGUCUUGAUGGGUAUGUUCAAUAGGAAGGACAAUAAGAAGUAUUUUUUAUCCAAGCGCCCGACUGCUAAAAAUUCUAUAAGCAAUCAGCAGUCGGGUUCAAUCAAACACGAAAAACAAAACAAAAUGAAUCAAAUUGUAAAGCAGUCAGUAGACAGUGAAGUCAAAAAGCCUGAUAAGAAGGAGGUUAAAGAUGGUCCGACAACAAAAACAGGAAAAAUCCAAAAACCGAAGAAAGAAACUCUUCCUGGAGCGGAAUCGUUCUGGAAAACUCAGCAUAAGCAAAAACGUAAAUAUGAAUCCGAAUCUAGCAGCGAUGAUGAUCAGAUCGAAAUGCCUGUCAAAAAACGUCUCAACGCUAAGGAACGGUUCGAAAAGCUCAAGCAAGAAGAGAGUCGAAUCAGAAAAAUCGAAGAAGAACUAGCAGACGCCUCGGUAGACCCACAUACUCCAGACCAAUUUGAUCGGUUGGUAUUGGCGCAGCCUAACAGUAGUCUCGUUUGGAUUCGUUACAUGGUGUUUCACAUGGAGUCGGCAGAAAUCGACAAGGCCAGGGCCGUGGCUCGUCGAGCUAUUAAAGCUAUAAAUUUUCGCGAAGAAGGUGAACGACUAAAUGUAUGGUUGGCUUUGCUGAAUUUGGAACUACGCUAUGAAACUGUGGAGACGUUUAAAGAAGUUUUAGUAGAGGCUAUCCAGUACAAUGAUCCCUUCAAAGUGUACUCAAAAGUGGUUGAUAUUUUGGUUGAUUGUGGCAAACACAGCGAAGUAUCAGAAAUCAUUGACAUAUUGCAAAAGAAAUUCAGAAAAGAAUCGGAAAUGUGGUUCUUAGUUGCUACUUGUUACUAUAAAAUGGGAGAACGUGUUAAAGUUAAACCCCUAUUGGCGAAAGCUUUGAAAGCAUUAGAAAACAAAGAACACAUCCCGCUGAUAGUAAAAUUUGCAUUUCUACACAAUCGCAACGAAAACCAGGACGAAGCGCAUAUUCUCUUCGAGCACCUGCUCACAUCGUAUCCGAAGCGAACCGAUCUAUGGUCCCAGUAUGUAGAUAUGUUGGUCAAGGAUGGUUUGGUGGAUGUGGCCCGGCAAACAUUAGACCGUGCCAUUAACCAACGUUUACCGUUGCGAAACAUGAAAACUCUUUACACCAAGUACGUAAACUUCGAAGAGAAACACGGAACAAGAGAAGCAGUUCGCCGAAUCAAACAAAUGGCAGCUGAUUACGUUAAGCAGCAACUGGCUGCGAAUGGAAUAUCUGGCGACAAGGCCGAAUAGAAAGAACACGUAGGUUAAAAAAUGAUUUUAAUUGAAACAUUAAAUUUGAUUAUAUGAAUAAAGUUUAUAUAAUUUCAAAAUGA